This is a messenger RNA of Mercenaria mercenaria, 3986 nucleotides long. RefSeq names its product phosphatidylinositol-glycan-specific phospholipase D-like. The coding region runs from base 16 to 1575 and encodes 519 amino acids. Gene Ontology annotation, molecular function: GPI anchor phospholipase D activity. The transcript has 14 exons. The record is from RefSeq and is a predicted model, not a curated record. NCBI's taxonomy places the organism in Eukaryota, Metazoa, Mollusca, Bivalvia, Venerida, Veneridae. Gene Ontology annotation, cellular component: extracellular region; extracellular matrix.
UCAGUUUAUCACUUGAUGACAUUUCAGAUGAAAUUACAGAAGAAAAAGGAAAAACCUUCCACUUUAAAAUUUGAGAGCAAUAGGAAAAGUUUAACAGGAGAGUCAAGAUUUCCAGACAGAGUGUUGUUUGUCAAGAAUGAUUAUGCAAGACUUGGAGAAUCAUAUGCUACUGGAGACCUCAAUUUUGAUGGUAAACCAGAUUUAGUUAUCACAGCCCCAGGAUAUGGAACUGUUGGUAGCCCACAGGAGGGUCGAGUCUACAUAAUAUAUGGAGAUGACAAUGGUAUUCCAGAGACCUUAAAUCCUGACCUUGACAGUCUUGAAUCAACAGGUCAAGGUCAGAUCCUUAAAGGAUGGGGAACAGCACAGUCUAGGUUUGGUACAUCAGUUGCUGUUAUGGACAUCAACUUAGAUGGGGCAGACGAUAUAGCCAUUGGUGCACCUGCUUUUGUAGGUUUGGAUGAAAGUCCACUUCAGUAUAAGGGUUACGUACUCAUUUACUUUGGUCUUCCAAAGAAGAAGAUUGUUGCUAACGGCGCUGCCAAUAUAACCAUAGUUUGUCAAAAGUUUCAGUAUUGCAAUCUGGGGUUCUCAAUGGCAGCUGGAGAUGUAAAUAAUGAUGGAUAUCGAGAUCUUGUGAUAGGAACCCCUUUUGCACCUGGAGGGGGAGAACAGAGGGGAUUUGUUGCUGCACUGUUUGCUGAUGUUUUUAAUUUUGGUUAUACUUAUAAAGAUGUAAGUGAAUUGCACUGGGGAAUAAACGGAAAUCAGAGCUAUGGAUGGUUUGGCUAUGAUAUGACAUUUGGCACUUGGAACAACCAGAACGUUAUGUUUGUCUCACAACCGGAAUUUCGUUAUUGUUACAGACCUAACUGCUCUUAUACCUCAGAUGAAGACAUUCAGAGUGUCGGACAGAUCAAUGCAUUUUACGGAACUAACCUGACACAGAACUGGACGGCAUAUGGUUAUUCACGUUUUUCAGAAAAUGGUUGGAGUGCAGAUAUUGGUUCACCAUACCCUGACAAAAAUGAACAGGUUAUAGCAGUUAGUCAGCUUGGUGAGGAAGUCAGUGGUUCAAUCGCAGGCAGACAUUCAGAAUUUAAGCAGGCCGGGGUUGUAGGGCUGUUUAACACAACAGCAGGACGGUUACCUAGUACCAAAUCGCCAACAGCUGAUCAUGUAAUAGAAGGAGACAGAUCGUAUGAAAGAUUCGGCUACAAAGUUAAGUUUUGGGAUGUCAACAAUGAUACAAUGAGUGACCUAUUUAUUGGAGCUCCAUUUAGGACGGAGGAUUUCACGGAAGAAUUAUUUGACGCUGAGCAAGGCCAGGUGUAUAUUUAUACAGGUGGUGAAAAUUUUCCGUUCAAGGUCGACUGUGGAAACUCACUAAUUUAUCCAUGUCCAAGACUGCAGGCUGAUUAUGUUCUUCAGUGGACUGGCUUAAAGGAGAAAACAAGAUUUGGGACAAAUUUUGCCUUUUUAAAUUCAACAAACAAAAGACAAGUCUUUGUUACAGCCCAGCAUGCUAGUGACUAUGCAAGACUGGGAGGUGCUGUUGGCGUCUUUGAUUUCUGAGAAAAAUGAUACAUAUAAAGUAAUUGUUUCUAACAUCAGAUUGCUGUUUUACACUGUAAAGCCGGCAGAUAUUUGGAGAGAUUUAGAAAAAAACAACACUUUCUCAUUAUAAAGAAAGAAUAAUAAAGGGAAAGAAAAUUGCGCUUUAAGAAUGUGCAAUCUAUGAAGUAAUAAUUAAAAUGCGUUGCAAUAAAACUGUAUGACCACAUGAAUUGCAUUUGGUAUUAAUUGGUGUAAAGUUUUACAUUGGUUUAAGAGGUAUUGUAUUGAUUUCAAGUAAUCAUAUCAUUCAAGUUUAUCCUAUUUUCUAUGUUGUUGAAAAUAUUGCAUAAUACUUAUGCCUGAAUCUGGCUUACAUGCUACUUACAAGUAAUCAAAAAAUACUUUUUAGCUGAGUAUUCCGAGCUAUUCUACUCACCCUGGUGUUUGCAUCAGCGUCGGCAUCAAACCUUGGUUUAAGUUUUGCAUGCAAUUAAAUACAGCUGUCAUUUAAAGGCAUAUAGCUUUGAAACUUAUCUUUUCUUUUUCUAGCUCAAUUACCAACCUCACUGGGUCAAGUCCCAUAACUCUGACAUGUAAUUUGGCCAAAUUAUGCCCCCUUUUGGACAUAGAAAAUCCUGGUUAAAGUUUUGCAUGCAUGUUACUGUCUCCAAAACUAAUGUAGAUAUUCAAUUGAAACUUCACAUGUGUCUUUGGGGUUAUAAAACUAGGUGACAAUAUCAAGUCCCAUAACUUUGACAUGCAUUUUUACCAAAUUAUGUCCCCUUUUGGACACAGAAAAUCCUGGUUUAAGUUUUGCAUAUAACUUACUGUUUUCAAAACUAAUACAGAUACUAGAUUUACACUCUAUAGAAAGGUUGAUAUUCCUGCUUCUUGGACAACAAUUUGAAUAGUCGAGCAUUGGCUGUCUUACGGACAGCUCUUGUUCAUUGAUUAUGGUCUAUUUUGUAAUGUUUAUUGCAGAUGUUUUCAAUGUAAGCUACCUCAGAUAAUUUCUAAUAAGUCUCCUUUGACAGUCUCAUUUUGUAUUCUGCAAUGUUGCUCAUUUCAAUUAUAGUGAUUUAUUCUGUGCCACAUAUCAUGUGAUAUUUUGUACAACCUAUUGGGUUUGCUGGAGAGUUUGACAAAGUCAUUGUGCCUAUAUUGUUUGUUAAGAUUUUAGCUCACCUAAGCACAAAAUGCUCAAGGUGAGCUAUUGUGGUCACCCUGUAUUCAUUGUUGUCUGUCAUCGACAGUUUGACUUUUAGCAGUCUGGAGGUCACAAUUUUACCAAAAUUGUAAUGAAACUUGGUCAGAAUAUCACCCUCAAAAACAUCUUGAAAAAGUUUGUUAUUGGGUCAUCUUGGGCUUAGAAUUAGGUCACUAGGUCAAUUCAAUAGAAAAAAACUUGUUUAAAUGUAGAGAUCACAUUUUCUGCCUCACCACAAUACUUGUCAGAAUGUUUGCCCCUAUGAAAUCCAGGAAAUAUUCAAAACUGGAUUACCUGUGGUCAAAAACCAGUCCCCAGGUCAAAUCAUAGAAAAACGUUGUUAACUCUCUAGAGGCUGCAUUUUCUGUUUGACAUUGAUGAAACUUCGUCAGAAUAUUUGUGUCUAUGAACUCUAUUUCAAAUUAAAAACUGGAUUACCUGAGAUCAAAAACUACAUCACUAGGUCAAAUCAUAGAAAAACGUUGUUAUCACUCUGGAGGCCACAUUUUUUUGUGAUAUCUUCUUAAAACUUUGUCAAAAUGAUUGUCUCUAUGAAAUCUAGGUCAAGUGCAAAACUUGGUAACAUGAGAUGAGAAACUAGGUCACUUGUUCAAAUCGUGGAAAGACCUUUUUAAUAUUCUAGAGGCCACAUUUUGUACUUGAACUUCAUAAACCUUUGUUUUCCUCUAUAAAACCUAGGUCAAGUUCAAAAUUUGCUUACCCGAGGUCUUAAACAAGGUCACAAGGCAAGUCAUAGAAAAACAUUGUUCACACUCUGGAGGCCACAUUUAUUAUUUGAUCUUCAUCAAACUCUUUCAGAAUGUUUGUCUCUUUUAAAUCUAAGUCAAUAUUUUGUUGUGUUCGACAGCUUUGCCAAUACUGUUCAAAUUUGUUUUAAAACAGUAAAAAAAAAGAAAGUUGCAGUCCAUAAUUCGACACUUUCUGCUCCUUUGAUAUCACAGAGGCAAUAAAUAAAGUUCCAUUAGGGACGUGAGUGGUGUUGGUGGUGUUGCAAUUUCAUUACCUGUCAUGAACAGUUUAACGAAGUCUGUAUUGGUGUAUGUAAUUGCACUUUUAUACAUGUAUGUAUUAUAUUUAUUCAUUCGAAGCAAACUGAUAUUUUUCUUUUAAAUUGUGUAUCUUGUAAAUAAAUUUGUAUUUAUGAUUUUCAAAUUUUGUAUAUUUUGCAGUAUGUUGAAAUAUUAAAUAAAGUUAAAAUCUU